UGGAGAUGGGCAGCUUGAGCAGAGAAUUUUUGAUUUUCUAGAGUCACAGCAUAAUAACGAGGCGGAACUGUCACAAAUUUUGAGAGCAGUGAAAGUUGAUAAGCGAACAUUAAAUGCCAAUCUUUAUAGACUAAGGCGAUCAGGAAACCUAAUAAAAACGAACGAAAAACCACCUUCUUGGCAGACAAAUUUGAGGAACAGAAGAAUGCCGAGAAAGCAUUUUAAUUCCAAACCAUAUCACUACCAGCAGAAGAACAUUGCUCGUUAUAGUGGAUUUAAAAAACAGAAAACAAAAGUCAAUCCAGAGCUUAUUCCACAGGUUGUAAAAUUUCUCAAAUCACUAGACUGUCCUGCACAGACCAUUGCCAUAACAAAAUAUCUCCAGUUUAGGACAUCAUCAGAAAUCAAUCCAACAUUGUAUGCUAUGCAAAAGAAAGGUUACAUCAAGAAAGUCUGUGAAAAACCUGUGAGUUGGACGAUUGGACAUUCAGCUCCAGCACUAAUGGACACAGGAGAAUCAGAAUGGAGUGAUGUGAAAGAAGAAACCUUCCAUUGGGAUUUAACUAAUACGACAGAAGAGCAUUUAAAGCUUUUACGAUUAGAAAGUUUUCAGUCAUCUAGUAGUAGUGAACAACCAUCAAGUUUACAAAGUAAUUUUUCAGAUCAACCAUUUUUGAAAUUUGAACCUGUUGAAAACGCCAAUUUAGUUAGUGAUUUUUCUCAACAGCAGAUUUCAGAUUUUGAAAGAACUGAUAUGCAGACUACAGAUGCUGUAAAUAAUGAAUUAGAUAUUGUGUGUAGGGGAAAUGAGCGCAUUAAAACUGAAAUGAACUUGUCUGAUGAAGAUCUUGUAUUGGAGGCAUUAUCAAAAUGCCCAACUCAAAUGGGGAGAACAUUUGUGAUUAAAAAAUCCCUAGAACUGACAGAGGAACAAGUUCAGUCUUUAUUGGAAAAGUGUGCAAGAAAAAACUUAGUUAAAUUUGAUGGGAAUAUUUGGGUAAUGACUCCUAAUGGAGUUAAAUAUAUUAAAGAUAAACUUGGUAUCAAUAUUGAUGCAAAUAUGCACACAAAUGUACCGAAUAAUAGGCAGAAGCAAAAAGUGAUAACGUCUGGCCCGCCUCCAUCACCCAGGCAACUACUACAAAAUCCUAUGUUGACAACUUGUACAAGUCAGAGUAAUUUGGAUCAUAACACUUCCGGUGCAAACAAUUCACAGUCAUCUUUACCUCUGGCUCCAAGAUUUGGGCAGAUACAGCAAAUAAGGGGAAGUAACCCAGUUCCACUCAUGCAAGUAAAUACUAGUAAUUCACCAAUGAUGAGAACACUGAAUAUGUCAGUUAGACUGCAGAAUCCUCCAUCAUCAAGACUUGUUCAACAGCAAAUUUCACCUUCGACAGUCAGACCAAGUUUAUUAACACUUAUGAAAAGUAGUAAUAUAAAUAAUUCAUUAAAUAAAACACAAACAGAAGUCUUCCAGUCUAAGUUAAACUCCAUGCCAAAUUCAGUAGAAAGUAUGGAGCAAAGGUCUCAGUUUUCUAGUAUGAAACCUUCUGGUCGAAUACCAGUUGCAGAGAGAUUGGCACAGCAAACAUUACCAACAACAAGUUUUAAGCCACCACAAUUUCCAAUGGCAUUGGUUCAACAAGAGAGAAAUGAGAGUGGUAUGGAGGAACCUAAUUUAGUAGAAGCUGCUGCAAAGGGAAUCCAAGCUUUGAUGAACAGGAGUGGACAGAACAACCAAACAAGUACAUCUUAUAAGGCAAAUGAUUCAUCUCCAAAAAUUAUUUUGCCAGCACCAGAGAAAAGGUUAAUAUCACAGCAGCCUCUUGAGUCAGUUCAAGUCAACAUUACAGGAAAUACCCAAUCUCAGCAACCCAUGUCCAAUCAGGGACGACCUCUACCAUUUCAGUCAUUACCUGUAAUGGGAAGACCCCAGGUGGCAGCACCUCCUGGUCCACCUAGCCUAGAUCUGACCGCAGAAAGUUUUGCCGCUUUGAAUAAAAAUCCUGUGAGUGCCUUGAUGGAAUAUGCUCAAUCUAGGCACAGUGUUGCAAGAAUAGAAGUUAUGUGUCAAAAGGGUCCUUCUCAUAAACCUAGAUUUUUGAUGGCUGCUUAUGUUGGUGAUAAAAUGUUAGCUACAGUUGAAUGUAUGAAUAAAAAAGAUGGAAGGAAGGAGGUUGCUGAUAAAGCUAUGAGAAUACUGAUUGCUUCUGGGGAGUACAAUGUUAAUACUGCUUCAUCAACGGUGUCCAAGAUUGAUCCUGCUAGUAUGACUCACUUUGACAAAAUUGCUGCCUUGACUCAUCAGAAAUUUAAUGCUUUGGUAGCUUCUAUAUCAGAAAAUUUGGCAGGUAGAAAAGUUGUAGCUGGGCUGGUGAUGAAGAUGUCUGAAGCUGAUAUGGGAACUGUGAUAGCUAUUGGUUCAGGAAAUCGCUGUAUCACUGGAAAAGAGCUAAGUUUAGAAGGCAAUACUGUAAAUGAUUCACAUGCUGAAAUCAUCACAAGAAGAGGAUUUAUCAGGUUCUUGUACAGAAGAUUGCUGUCAUUUCAGCCUGGUGUUAAUGAUGAGAUAUUGGAACCUUCAUCAUCAGGAAAGUUAAAGAUUAAAGAUGGGAUAACUUUCCACUUGUAUAUAUCUACAGCACCAUGUGGAGAUGGAGCUUUAUUCUCACCGAGGGAUUCUGAAUCUAACAAUGCUCCUUUACAGUCCCUUAAUGAUAAAACUCAUCAGCCAACAUUUGCCAACCAGGUCCAGGGUGUACUUAGGACUAAAAUGGAAGGAGGGGAAGGCACAAUACCAGUUGAUGAAGAUUUUGUGGCACAGACCUUUGAUGGGAUUCUGCGUGGAGAGCGAUUAAGAACUAUGUCAUGCUCAGACAAACUGUGUCGCUGGAAUGUUUUAGGAAUGCAAGGGGCAUUACUCAGUCAUUUCAUAGAUCCAAUAUAUCUUAGCUCUUUAACAUUAGGAUUCCUAUAUGAUCAUGGCCACUUAUCAAGAGCAAUGUGUUGUCGAGUAGACAGAGAUGAACCAAAAGUAGAAACCAUGUUACCAAGUGGUUAUAGGCUGAACCAUCCUUGGUUAGGACGAAUCACAGCAUGUGAGCCAUCUAGGGAGACACAGAAAACAAAAGCUCUAAGCGUAAACUGGAAUUUCUAUGAUGACAGACCAGAAGUGACAGAUGGCACUGAGGGAAGAUGUUAUACUGGAAUAGAGAAAGGAAGUAUGUUCUCAAGAUGUACAAAGAGGAAUUUCUAUGAUGCUUUCAAACAUGUUUGUCAGAAGUUUGGGCGUCAGGAUCUUUUACAAGCUGAUAACUAUUACAAAGCCAAACAAAUGGCUAUAGACUUUCAGCAGGCUAAACAGGUGAUGCUGAAGAAAUUCAAGGAUCAGAAGAUGCGAGUGUGGGUCUCUAAGCCAACUGAAGAGGAAAUGUUCAAUUAGCUUAGUAGGCUCAUGAAUUUGCUCGUUCUUCAAAUACAAUGUCUGUUGACACUAAAAAUACAAUGUCUGUUGACACUAAAAACAAGAGUUUUUUUCAGUGCUGUAGUUUUUAUUAUUGUCUUUAGAGACUACUAUAACCUGGGUAUCACUUAGAAUAAAAGUUUCUAAGCAGAAGCAGAAUAUGUCAAAAGGUUUCUGGUAAGCACAGCGCGUUAAUGUCUUUAUAUAUCUGCCUUUUGGGAGGAAAUAUUUUUGAAGGGGAUGGUGACAGGUUAUUUUUUUGCAAAUAGUUUGUAUAGAGUCCUCAUGGUGAUAGGCCUUUUUGGUUAUGCUUAAUGCUAGUAUAUAAAAUGAACUAAUGAAGCAAAAAAGAUCCUAUUUCCUGCUCCUCAAAAUCACAUUUUUAUUUCUCAUUUUUCUGUACACUUAGCAUCCUUUACAAUACUCAUUUAACUGAAGUUGAACUUUCCUUAUUUGAAGAUCUGGUUGUGAAUGGAAAUUUUUUUAUAAUACUUGGGUCUUCUCCCAUUAAUUUUUACAAAAGGAAAAGUUUGUCUGUUAACCCAUUCGCUUCCUUAGAAUUAUGUCAAUUGACUAGCUGAACUAGGUCAUGACCUCAGAUCAAGACAGACAGGGCAUUUUUAUUUCAUGACUGGUUACCUUCUCUUAACUUACAUACUUCACAUUGCUGACAGGACAUUGGUGCCUGCUGACCAGAUAUAAGGAAACUAAGUCCUGCAGGUUUAGUUUGUCCAUGACCUGCUUCUACUUAGAAACUUAUUACUCAUGUUAUUUUUGACUAAGAAAGAUCUGCUUUUACUUCUGAUUAAAAAAAAACAUUUGUUAUAAAACUGAAACUACAUGCAUUAACAAUUUCUAUUGAUUGUACAAAGUUAGGUAUACACCUGAUAAGAAACUCUAAAUGACGUUGAUCAUUUACAAUUCUUCAGUUAUACACUCAAAAAGGUCAGUCACGUUUGUAUUUGAAAUGAGAAUUCACAUUAUAUUGUAUUGCAAGAAUAAAAUUUUUUUUUUUCUAAACAGGGACAUUAAAUUCAUACAGAUAUACUUGUGUUUGAAUAGGCAGAAAAUUAUUAUGUAGUUUCAUGUCAGAUCUUUCUCUGUUAAACAUAACAAGAUUAGAGUAAAUUAAAAAAUUAAUGUGAUGUUUUUAUUUUAGCAUAAAUCUAAGAUUAUUUGUCAUAUAAGAUUUAUGGUUGCAAUCUUAUAAAUUCAAAUUUGCAAUUAAAUGUUAAACAUGACACUUUUUAUCACGUUUAAAUAUUUACAGACUUUGAAUUAACAUUUAAUAGAAGAAUACUCACAUUUAUUUUAAAGUUUACUAAAGGUUUGGUGCACUAAAUCCUUAAGAAUAUUGAACUGAUGAGUAUAUAAUGUUGCUGAUAAUAUCAUGCAAUAUCAUAUACCAGUCAAUGUUCCCAGAAUUAGUGCCAAAUCUUACCUCACCUGGACAUAAUUUGUACAUGUGUUGUGAUCAUCGCUUUUCAUUCAUUCAAUGUUAGUAGAAAGUGUCUAUUUUGUAUGGAUCAUUCUCAAAUGCAUUUUCUUAUGUUUGUUAAAAUUGUCUAAGCUGAAAUUUAUUUUGAUUACAGGAGAAACGUGUGUUCAGUCUGAAAUAAUAUUCAAUUUUGAGAUAUCACAUAUAGGUGUUAGACCACCAAUUCAAAACCUCUAUAUAAUCAACCAGAUUUUUCAAUUUUAACAGCUUUCUAAAUAUUUGACCUUAAGUUUAACUUCAUAGAAGCCAGCUAUAUUCUGAAUUGUACAUGUAUCACCUUUCUAUAUGCCAAUUUUCAACCAAUGUUUAGAGUCUUCCAGUGAAACAUCACGGUUCGGAAAUCAACUGCUACUAAAAAUAACUGCUGGUUUUCUGGAAAUCCUAAAUAAGUAUACUAUGGAGAGCAUUAAUCCUCAGUUUUUAAUUCAAAAUCAGGGACAAGUAAAUUUUGGCUCAAAAUGGUGUACAUAUAUUUCUCUUUCACCAUAAGUUUCAUUUCUGCAAAUUUGUUUGUUAGUUUAAGUAAACAAUGACAUCAAAAGCACUAUUUUUUUUCUGGGAAGGGCUACUUUCACAUAUGUUCUAUAUUGAAGGAGGUGAAUUCGUGGUUUGACACCUAUAACGAAGAAAAGGGUUGACAACUUAGAAACUAAAAUUGUAGAAUUCUGGAUGCAAAUAUUGAUAGAUUUUCUUCUACUUCAUCAAUUUACUUCCAUUAUUUACUCUUUCAUCUACUCUAGGUGAGCAGUUUGGGAUGUUUUUGUUGGUACAUUUAGAUCAUUAUCUAUUUUGUAUUUUGUAAAUACACUUUUGUCUAAGUUUUAAUUGUAUUCUGCUUGUAUUUUACAUACAAAAAUCUUGCAGAUAUUUAUUUUUUUUGUUAGAUAUUUCCACACAUUCCAUGAAGGGAUUGCUUUUGGUUGUAAUUUUACUCCAAUUUGUAUAUCAUUGUAUUUUAUUCUUGAAGAUGAAUGAAGUAUUUGCUUCUGGAUGUUCAGCAAGCAACAAUUGGUCAGCUUAUGAUUAAAAUUGGGUCAUUUCAGUAGACAUAUGUUGCAAAAUUAUAAAAGUUUUACAUGGAUAAAUAUGUAGCUGGGGAGUAAAUAUUUGCACUACCAUGAUUGUUUUGAAAAAAAGUGGAUAACAAGCAUAUUUUUAGCUCACCUGACCUGAAGGGUCAAGUGAGCUUUUCUCAUCACCUGUCGUCCGUUGUCCGUCGUCGUCGUCGUUAGCUUUUUACAAAAAUCUUCUCCUCUGAAACCACUGGGCCAAAUUUAACCAAACUUUGCCACAAUCAUCAUCAGGGUAUCUAGUUUUAAAAAUUUGUCCGAUGACCCCGCCAACCAACCAAGAUGGCCGCCAUGGCUAAAAAUAGAACAUAGGGAUAAAAUGUAGAUUUUGGCUUAUAUCUCUGAAACCAAAGCAUUUAGAAUAAAUCUGACAUGGGUAAAACUGAUUAUCAGGUCAAGAUCUAUCUGCCCUGAAAUUUUCAGACAAAUCUGACAACCUGUUGUUGGGUUGCUGCCCCUGAAUUGGUAAUUUUAAGGAAAUUUUGCAGUUUUUGAUUAUUAUCUUGAAUAUUAUUAUAGAUAGAGAUAAACUGUAAACAGCAAUAAUGUUCAGUAAAGUAAGAUCUACAAAUAAGUUGUCAUGACCAAAAUUGUCAGUCGACCCCUUUAGGAGUUAUUGCCCUUAAUAGUCAAUUUUUAACAAUUUUUCGUAAAAUUUUGUAAUCUUUUACAAAAAUCUUCUUCCUUGAAACUACUAAUACAAAUUUAACCAUACUUGGCCAUAAUCAUCAUUAGGGUAUCUAGUUUAAAAAAUUUGUCCGAUGACCCCGCCUUCCAACCAUCAUGGCCAACUUAGUUAAAAAUAGAACAUAGGGGUAAAAUGCAGUUUUUGGUUUAUAUCUCUGAAACUAAAGCAUUUAGAGCAAAUCUGACAGGUGGCAAAAAUGUUCAUCAGAUUUAGAUUUAUCUGCCCUGAAAUUUUCAGACAAAUCCGAUGACCCGUUGUUGGGUUGCUGCCCCUGAGUUAGUAAUUUUACAAAAAUUUUGCAGUUUUUUGUUAUUAUCUUAGAUAUCAUUAUAAUAUCUAAUAUCUAAUACUAUUAAUUAUGAUUUUAACCUUAUUUUACAUGAUUUCCAAAGCAUCAGUAAAUACAGGUGAGCGACACAGGCUCUUGAGAGCCUCUAGUUUUACUAGAAAAAACAUUUUUAUUGUUGUAUUAUUUUUUAUAUUCCAAGGUCAAAGAGAACCAAAGAAAAAUAUGAAAAUAACAAUGGCAAGUAUAAAAACUGUGUUUCAUUUUUUCUUACUUUGGUAUAUAUAUAUAUAUGACUAUCAAUUUACUUGUGUAAGAGAACACAUAUUGCAUAAGAUUGUAAUACCAGGGUAUACACAUUUUAAAAUGAUUAAUUACCAAAAAAAAAGGCACAGAAAGAAAAUUCCUGUUUUUUUUUUUUUUUUCAUCUACAUUUUUCAGUUUGGAUAAUUUUACAUGUUAGCUUCUGCUGAGAACGUUCUAUUGCAUCUUUAAUAACUGCAAGGUGUAGUUUCUGUAUUUUUAAUGGUUGAAAAGAAGAACAAGUUGAUGAGAAACAAACAAUCAUGGAUGGCAAGAGGAAAAAAUUGAUCAGAUUUACUUUCAGACUGGCAAACUGAAAAACUUUGAAGACUGAUAUUUUAAUUCCAAAUCAUUUUAACUAAUACAAUAGAAAAUCUGGUAAGAAAUGCAAGUGUAAAGAGGGCUUAGAGGACAGUGUUGCUAAGAAAUCAUUGCAAAUCAUGGAAAUUUAUAUGAGUUGUUUCUGCUAUUUUUCUGCUGGAUUUUAAAUAUCAAUAUCAAUGAUUUGCCUGUUGUUUUAGUCUUCUCGUGUCUCUUUUGUUUUUUUUUCUGAUUUUCUGAACUCCCUUUUUUCCAUCGUUUCAAGGCUAUUUAAUAAUGGAUGAAUUAAAAAGUGUCAUAGAAAACUUUUAAGGAAAAAUCAUAAACCCAUCUGAACCCUGGUAUUAUAUUAACUAUUAAAUAUUCAUUGUUGAUAUUAUUUAAGAACAAUAACAGAAAAUGGUUAUUGCUAAUAUAAUAUUACAAUCUAUAGAGCCAUUGAGCAAAUUCAUGUUAUGUUACACCUUGCAGAUUUCCACAAAUGUUGAAGCAUCAAUAAAGUGGCUGUAACUUCUGUUAAGGUUAGAGUGUUUAAAUAUAAGCAUCACUAGGGUCUCCUCUAUAUAAUGAAAUUUCUUAAAAUCAAGAUUCCAAGAAAGAAAUGAUAAAAACAUUUCUCAUUAAUCAACACAUAAAAUAAAUAAUAGAUCACAAAAAUCACUUUUAUUCUUUAAAGUGUUAACAAGCACAAUUCUUUUGUUUUGUCCAUUCAUUAUCAUGGUUUUUAAAACUUAUUUGAAAUCAGAUAAUAACAAAAAAAUAAUAUUAUACUUUGUGUCUCUAGAAUUAAGUAGAGUAAAUGAUAUAUAAUUAAGAGUCAAGCUAAAAAUGUUUAACUACAAAAUACAGCUGCUUUUUCCAACAUUUAUCAACCAGGUAUCUUAAUGGUUUUAAGCCUUGUCAACACAUCUUGUAUUCUGGCCCCUUGCCCCAUUAAAUCUGCCUCAGGUAUUCCCAUCAAUAGCUAUUGGCAAUAUGCAUUACUGUGAAAUUACCAAUAUUUGUGAAUUUCAUGAUUAGUGACAACAAUAAAAUUUAAUAUCCAAUGAAAUGGUUUUUUUUUUUUAAGUGAUUCUUUUAUUAUAAAGUGUAGAAUUUGAAAUUUUAAACCCAAGAUUCAAUGAUUAUUUUAAAAAUCACAAAAAAUGGGUUUGAAUUGUAUAUAUAUAUAUAUCUUUAACUGAUUUGUUAUGCGCAGAGUCUAAUAUGUUGAUAAACAAAUAAUAUUUCAACAAAUCACAAAACUUGAAAUUCACAAAUGAAAGUAGUCCCACAAAAUAAAAAAAGGUUAUUAAUAUUUGUUGAAUCAUUUUGUGAUUGGAAUCACCUGUGUGUUUUGUUGUUUAUUAUGGGGGUAUAUAAUUCAUUUUAUUAUUGAAGUCUGUUAUAUAUUCAGAAAGCAUAGUUUUUAUGGUUAUUAAAGAAUGAUUAGAUACUUGUUAUGUUGUAUAAGUUUUUAUGUUAUUAUUGUAAUAAAUAGUCUGCAUUUUUGAUUAAAAAUUUGCAACAAA
This is a messenger RNA of Mytilus californianus (California mussel), 9140 nucleotides long. RefSeq names its product double-stranded RNA-specific adenosine deaminase-like. Bases 206 to 3442 code for a protein of 1078 amino acids. The transcript has 11 exons. NCBI's taxonomy places the organism in Eukaryota, Metazoa, Mollusca, Bivalvia, Mytilida, Mytilidae. Gene Ontology annotation, molecular function: tRNA-specific adenosine deaminase activity; double-stranded RNA adenosine deaminase activity; double-stranded RNA binding. Gene Ontology annotation, cellular component: cytoplasm; nucleolus. Gene Ontology annotation, biological process: adenosine to inosine editing; RNA processing. The record is from RefSeq and is a predicted model, not a curated record.